This is a messenger RNA of Cantharellus anzutake, 926 nucleotides long. RefSeq lists its product as uncharacterized. The transcript has a single exon. The record is from RefSeq and is a predicted model, not a curated record. Lineage: Eukaryota; Fungi; Basidiomycota; Agaricomycetes; Cantharellales; Hydnaceae. Bases 84 to 551 code for a protein of 155 amino acids.
ACCAUUCACAGCUGACCAAGCUAUUCGGGUAGCUUUUACUGUCAGAGCUCUCAAAUCAAAGGUUACGGUAAAAAUGGAACGGCAUGGACGAUUCCUUGAGUAAGAAUUACUUCAAUAGGUCGCACUCACAGGGAAGGGAUGAACACUUGACUGGAUGGCUAUCAAAAAUAGAUUGGAUUUUCCUCAAGGGACGUCAGAAGUGGGGGAAGUAUAGACCCGGCUGUCCUUCAUUUCUAUGUCCGCUGAGAACUAUUGGGGAAAAACGAGCUGAGAGUCCUGGGAAACCGAAUGCCCUUCAGGGAAUACCAAGAGCGCAAAUUGCGACUUGCUGGAGCAACAACCCUACUCUUCUACAAUAUGUAUCCUGUAGUGCAGCUGAUGGUGCAAGACGCGGAUCAUGCUACGUGGAAAAUUUUGCUCGUCCGUCAAACGAUUUUCCUGCAACUAGACUGUUGCAGCCUCCCUCAAAGAAUGAGUCCAGAACCCUCGGCCCUCAAGAUGACGGCCCUGGACCGCAUCGGUUGCACGUUCGGCUCCGACAGAAAGUCUGAGCCUUGAACGUUCGUGCUGGUCACGAUGGCUGGACGGCGAAUGGAAAGAAUAAGCUGCUGGAUAUGCCGGCAAUGCCGUAAUUGCAUCCCUCAGCUGAGCGGUGCUUGGCACCUGUAUGCCCCUUACAAAGCUCCGUGUGUGACGACGGAGGAAAGGCAUUUUGGGGUUGUGAGGGAGAUCAGGACAGCUGACCUGAGGUACGACAAGGCGCUGAUCCAUUGUAAGGUCGGCAAUAUUAGCCGCUUCCGGGCGUCUCCCUCUUCGCCCAGGUCAUGAGUUCUAACCAAGAAACUGCUGAUUAAUUACCCCUAGUUAUGCAAAUUGAAAUGCCGCUAGCGGUGAACAACGGGAGUGGGUUGCUCUCCUGGACGCCA